UGGCUGCCGGAAGGCCUCUGUGGGUCGGGAGUGCCGGGGCUGCGCGGUGUUGUGGUAGUGGCGGCAGUUUAAAUGGUUAGCGGCGCUCUUGCGCUCAAUCCGCAAAGACCAGCGGCUGCCGUGAGUCGUCGGGGGCGAUUUGUGCGUAGACGAGAAAUGGAAAGAAAUAAAUGGCGUUGCAGGAGGCAAUUUACACAGCACAGUCAACGACAACACAAUCACCGACGGUACCGAGAGCAUUAUGGUCACAGGAACCAGCAGUAUGACUCCAGUGAAUCCAAUGAACAGAAUAGUUCCAGUGUGUCAGCAGGUGAACCAACUAGCAGUACGUCAGUGCCACCUGAUGUUCCCGAGCUGCCUGGAUUUUACUAUGAUCGAGAAAAGAAUAGAUAUUUUAGGCUACUACCUGGACAUAACAAUUAUAACCCUCUUACUCGGGAGGCAAUUAACCAAAAGGAAAUGGAAGAAAAGCGUUUGAAGAUGUUGGAUGAGGAUGCUACUAAUACGAGGGUCGCACGAGUGGGUAUGGACUUUAUUUCGCUAUUACGGAAAAGACAUUGCGGACUAAUGAACUUGCAAUCAUAUUAUUGGCAUGUUCAUGAACUCAAGAUCAGUAGGAUGAGGAGGAAUAAGCUCGAGAUUCAAAGUUCAGAUUCUUCCAGCACAAGUAAUUUUGGAAUGAUUUUAGCAGAUUCCAAUUGUGAGCGGAUAUUUGUUGUAAAAAAUGAUGAGACUGGCUACAAAUAUGGAAUUAUGAAUCUGGAGGGAUGUAGGAAGGGAUCCGGCCUAAUUUCUGCGUCUCUGUGCGAUAAUCUCUACUCUACGUUUCGCAAGGGGACCUCAAUUUGUUGGGCGUCUCUCACUGGACACGAUUCUCAUGUCUUGCUUUGUCUUACAGGUCAUGCAGAUACCCCAGGAAGUAUCAGCCUGCUUCCGACUUCAAUAUUUAGUAACUCAAGCAUGGAGGAACAGCCAAGAAUGUUGUGCAAUUUUAAGAGUUCAACGGUCUGGACCUGCGCCUGGUGCUUCAACCCACAAGCUGACAAGUGCUUCAGUACAGGUUUGUUGCACCGUGUUUUUGUGACUGAUGCAGUGACAGGACAAAAGCAGAUAUUCAGCACAAGCAGUGAUGUUCUUGCUCAGCAGUUUGCUCGCAGGGUCCCAGUAUUGUACAAUGGCUGUCGGUCCGGGGAGAUUUUCAGUAUAGACAUCAGACAACGAACAAAGAAAGGACAGAGCUGGAAGUGUACUAAUUUCUUCCAUAACUCUGCCGUGACCUCCAUCCGACUCCUACAAGAUGAAAACUAUCUCGUGGCUGCGGACAUGAUUGGGAAGAUUAAGCUUUGGGACUUGAGGACUGCAAGGUGUGUCAGGCAGUAUGAAGGCCAUCAUAAUAAGCAUGCUCAGCUCCCCAUCCACAUUAAUGAAGAAGUAGGGAUUCUUUUAGCUGUUGGACAGGAUCACUAUACACGGAUCUGGAGUCUGAAGGAUGGUUACCUCCUUCGAACUAUUCCGUCUCCUCACCCUGGCUCCAGUGACUCGAUUCCCAGUAUAGCUUUUUCUUCACAACUGGGUGGGAGCAGAGGGGUACCUGGACUGUUAAUGGCUGUCAAACAAGAUCUCUAUCACUAUAUAUACAACACCGAUCUCUAACCAGCUUGAAGG
Molecule: messenger RNA, 1665 nt
Organism: Pristis pectinata (smalltooth sawfish)
Lineage: Eukaryota; Metazoa; Chordata; Chondrichthyes; Rhinopristiformes; Pristidae
Gene: wdr21
Product: WD repeat domain 21
Exons: 14
Coding region: 73-1653 (526 amino acids)
Cellular component (GO): Cul4-RING E3 ubiquitin ligase complex
Molecular function (GO): protein binding
Source: RefSeq, a predicted model, not a curated record